This is a messenger RNA of Penicillium coprophilum, 1674 nucleotides long. RefSeq names its product general amidase GmdB (gene gmdB). The transcript has 5 exons. The record is from RefSeq and is a predicted model, not a curated record. The coding region runs from base 1 to 1674 and encodes 557 amino acids. NCBI's taxonomy places the organism in Eukaryota, Fungi, Ascomycota, Eurotiomycetes, Eurotiales, Aspergillaceae.
AUGGCAUCCGAAACACUCUCCAGCAACUGGCAAGACCUCGUCGCCGCCAAACGCCAUGAAUGCGAGCAUAAGAUACCCCGGGAAUGGCUUCUGAGUGCAGAUCAUUUGGCGCUGGCGCAGGAAUCCCCAUGUUUACUUGAAAUUGAUCUUCCUCGUCGCUGUGGCUUGCUCUCCGAGGUCGAAUUGGAUCUAACUGAAAACUAUACCGCAAGUCAGCUACUGGUCAAGUUGACUUCAGGACAGACCAGUUCGUUGGCUGUCACAAUGGCAUUCUGCAAGAGGGCUGCUAUUGCGCAGCAGGUUAUCUCGUGUCUCACGGAGACCUUCUUCCCCCAAGCACUCGAGCGUGAUAAGUACCUAGAUGAUUAUCUACAACGGGAAGGAAAACCUGUUGGUCCCCUACAUGGUCUUCCGAUCAGCAUAAAAGACAGUUUCUGUGUCGAGGGUGUGCAGUCAACGAUUGGAUAUGUCGAAUUGCUUAAGAAUGAACCCGCGACGGAGAACUCAGCGCUAGUGAGGAUGCUGCUAGAUCUUGGCGCAGUGUUAUAUGUGAAGACCAACAUUCCACAGACAAUGAUGACAGCGGAUUCGGAGAACAAUAUCUUCGGCCGCACUCUCAAUCCACAUAAGACAACCCUAACAGCCGGUGGAUCCAGCGGUGGGGAGGGUGCUCUAGUAGCGUUCCGGGGGUCGGUUUUGGGCGUGGGGACCGACAUCGCUGGCUCGAUUCGAGUCCCCGCGCUAUGCUGCGGCUUGUACGGCUUCAAGCCAACAAUCGACCGUAUCCCCUUCGGCGGACAAGUUUCCGGUGCAGUGAAGGGGAUACCUGGGCUUGUUCCAGCUGCAGGUCCACUGGCACAUAGCAUCGCCGAUCUGAAGCUGCUGAUGAGUUCCGUUGUCGCCGAUGGCCGGGCGUGGGAGUAUGACUCCGCCGCCGCCGGGGUCCCAUGGCAAACUGUCCCUUCUGAUAUCAACGCCAAUGAAAUUCUGACUAUUGGCGUGCUUGCUGAGGAUGAGCAUUUCCCGCUCCACCCGCCUGUCAAGAGGGCGCUAGACCGGGCGGUUCAGGCCUUGACACGCGCAGGACAUCGCAUUGUCCGACUUGGUGAUGACAAUCAAGCACAAAAUUUGGCAUAUGUGUCGCGUCUUGCCUUUCAGUAUUUUAUUUAUGGCCCGCGCAAGGAUCUUAUUGCGGCCAGUGGUGAGCCAGUUGUGGCUUCGGUUGGUAAGGCUGCGGCGCCUAUGUUCUCCGGCCCGUUCCCUGCUCAGCAAGAUCUAGGUUCGUUUGAGAUCAUCAAGGCAUUGUAUGAGGCUCGUCAGCGGAUUUAUGAUGCCUGGAGGCAGACAUGGGUGGAUCGGAAGCUUGACGUGGUUCUGGCUCCUGGAGCUCAGAGUACAGCUGUGGCCCAUGAUACUUAUGGAUGGCCUACUUAUACGGUAAUAUGGAACGUCUUGGAUUACCCUGCAUGCAUAAUUCCAUUUGGAAAAGCGUCCAAAGAGCUUGAUCCCGAGCCUAUGACAACAUUUGCUGACACGCAGCCGGACUAUCACCCCGAUGAGGUCAAUGGUGCCCCAUGCGCUAUUCAGGUCAUCACGCCGCGCUUCCAAGAUGAGAAGUGCCUGUGGGCGGCGGAUAUCAUUGACCGGGCGUUGACUAUCUUUGGCAAUGAAUAA